AAGCAUUUGUGAGUGUGAGUGUGAGUGUGUGUGAGAGACAGCAUUUCCGAAAGCAAAAAAUUAGGUGUCCCUUAGCACAAGUCUUUUAAACAAAUUUGUUCAUCAGAAAAAGUGUUACCAGAUCACUGUUUAUUUUUUGUUACUCUAGAUUAACACAGCUUUCCUCCUACUAUUCCAGAAAGCAAGAAUCUGACCUGAGCAGAGAUUAGUAAAGCAGGUUUUAUCAUCGAAACAGGAAGGACAUUUACUUAUAGAAGACACAUGAUAGGGUCAGCAACGCUGAUCUAGCUAGCGACAGCCUACCAGAAGGAAUCAAAAAUCAUGUUGUCUAGGGAAGAUGGAUACCUUCAGCACUAAGAAUUUGGCUCUCCAAGCUCAGAAGAAGCUCCUGAGCAAGAUGGCAUCCAAGAACAUGGCAAGCAUCUUCAUUGAUGACACCAGCAGUGAGAUCCUGGACGAGCUGUACCGGGUCACCAAGGAAUUCACUCACAACCGCAAGGAAGCCCAGAAGAUCAUCAAAAACCUGAUCAAGAUUGUCAUGAAGUUGGGUGUCUUGUACCGCAACAAACAGUUCAGUGUUGAAGAGCAGGUGUUGAUGGAGCGUUUCAGGAAGAAGGUUCACACCUUGGCCAUGACUGCAGUCAGUUUCUAUCAGAUAGACUUUACCUUUGACCGCCGGGUCAUGUCCAACAUGCUCAAUGAAUGCCGUGACCUGCUACACCAAGCAGUCAACACUCACCUGACAACCAAGUCCCAUUCUCGGAUCAACCACGUCUUCAACCACUUUGCGGACUAUGAGUUUCUUUCAGCUCUCUACAGCUCUUCUGAGCCCUACCAGGCACACCUGCAAAGGAUCUGCGAAGGGCUGAACCAAAUGUUGGAUGAAGGCAACAUCUGAAAGCCAGAUUUCGUACCCAACCAUAUACUGAGGACUCAACUGUGGUUUCUCCAUCUCUGGAUAUGCUAAGCCUCUUUUAGACUCUUUUGUUGUAAUUUAGUGGUAUUUUAAGAAUGAGAUUUUUUUUUUUUUAGUUAUAGACAGUUUCACCUAGGGUCAUUUCCACUGUCCUUUCCAACUUUCUCCGAGGAAUUAACUGGAUUUAUAAAGAUUUUUCAUUACCAUUUGGUGGAAGGUAACUAUGGCCAACCCUGAUGGUGAACACAAAUGAAGAACAUCUCUAGAUUUGCAUCUGGUCAUUCUAGAAGAACAGAAUAUGCAUCUGUGGAAUCAACUAAACCAAAGAUCUAAUUCAGUUGAGCCUCCUGUCUCUGACAGUCAUUAGCCAGUCUUUUCAAGGAGGGCUUUUGGUCAAGUAGGACAUCAGUGGCCUUUCUUCCUAAAUGUGGCUGGCAUUCAGAGGCACAUAAACUCAACACUUAAAGACCCAUUUUCUUCUCCAAAAGCCUAGCUCAGACCAGCAGUUCCUUUAGUUUGGCAAUCACAACAGCUCCUGGAGAAAUCUUUAGAGUUGGAAGGGGUCUUGAGGGUGCCACGUCCAUCCCUCUUGAUACGAGAGGAAAUCUGCAUUAAAGCAUCCACAACCGA
Messenger RNA from Python bivittatus (Burmese python), 1546 nucleotides. The record is from RefSeq and is a predicted model, not a curated record. Lineage: Eukaryota; Metazoa; Chordata; Lepidosauria; Squamata; Pythonidae.